AGGAACUUCCCCCUCCUAAAUACACACACACAUACACACUAGCAAAAUAUCCUAGCUAGAAGACUGUUCUUUGUGUUUUGGGGGAUUCAUGUUUUUCCUGCUGUGAAGAGUAAGCUCUACCCCCCUAGUAGAUCAGAGCCCUGAAGGAGUAGAGGAAGAGGAGGAGAAGAGAAGGCAGACAGAGGGGAUAAGGCUUGUGAAAAUCCCUCUGUUCAGAAAGAUUUGGAGGGGGACAAAGCAGGGACUAAUACCUCCCACACUGGAAUAAGAGCAGGGACUCGUUUGGUUUGGUUGGUUUUUUGAAUGGUUUUCUGUCACUGAUGAACUGGACAGUUGUUGUUUACCGGAUUGCAAUUUAUGGGGCUGUUUUUCUCCUAAAUGCAAGUUGUGUUGAUUGGGAGGAAAGGAAGUGUGUGUUGUUUUGAUUGGGAGGAAAGGAAAUGUGUGUUGUUUUGCUCUGUGUCGAGAGAAGAUUUCACCAGUGGACAUUGACAUGAGGUAAGAGCCAUGUGACUAAACUGAUUUCUUCGUCUCUCUGACAGUCAUCACUUGGACGUCGAUGUCGAGAGAGGAGAAGGAGCACACACGAGGACUGCAGCACUCCCAAUCCCACAUCUCCCAAUCCUAACCCUCGGGAGCUAAUCCAGAUUUGGGAAUGUCGCGCAUGGAUUGCUGAGUGGACAAAACCACACAGCCAGAAUCUGUACACUCUUCUUCUCGGAAUUCUGAUCAUCUUCAUGGUUUUGUUUUUGGACGAUCCACCACGACCUCAAACCACCCCAGCGACUCGUUUUGUCUUCUUUUAGCCCCAGUUUAGAGAGUGAUUUUGGGCUUCCGGGCGUUGGGGUAACCUGGUAGUUUGGCCCUCACACAGGUCCAGCCUUCUCCUGACAGGGCCUGGAUUUACUGCUGCAGUCCUGGGAGUCAGGUUUCAUGCAACCAUUCCAAUGGUGUAACGGUGUGUAAACAAGAAGCUGUGAACCAUUUGCAUGUGGGGAUAUGUCCCCGGCUCCUCUGUUUUGAGAGGGGAAAACAAAGUAGUGUUUAUAGCACUUUCAUUAUAUGGAUGCCUGUGGUUUAGGUCUCCAGCACUUUGAGAAGUACUGUGGACAUAGCAAGAUGGAUACCACUUACCACCUGCCACUCAAUGUCUACGUGAUAGUGCUGGGCAUCGGCCUGUUCGUCUUCAUGCUCAGCCUCAUCUUCUGCUGCUACCUCUUCAGGUUGAAACAGCAAGGGACGAGGGAGCAGUUCAGCUACAACGAGGUGGUUCUUAAAGGGGCAGGCAAGAAGCUGAGCCUUCUAGGACAAACGUGUGCAGUAUGUUUGGAAGAGUUUCGGACCAGAGAUGAGCUAGCCGUGUGUCCGUGUUCACACGCAUUUCACAAGAAGUGCCUGCUGAAGUGGCUGGAAAUCCGUAGCGUGUGCCCCAUGUGUAAUAAACCCAUCCUCAGGCUCCACCCAGAGCCCACACAGGGAACUGAGGGGCCCCAGGACCCAGAGGAGGUGUGAAGGACCCACAGGGGCCACCACGACCGCCAUACGCACCUGUACACAUUUACACAGAAUUGAUGGUCAUUUUAUGGACAUCACACAGAGUCGAUUGUAUUCUUAAAGUGGCUUCCAUGGUGUUAGUCUUUGACUGAGCAUUAAUCAAUAUGGCUGGGGUUUGGGUACUGUAUAUGGAUGUUGAUUACACCCGUCCAGGCCUUUCAGAUCGUCAAGAAAGUCAGCGAUGACCGAGGGGGCAGGGCACAAGAGGGUGUUUCAGGAUCGGGACCUACUAGUUUAGCAAUGGAACCUAAAAACAACAUGAUAACUCUAACCUUGAGGGAUGUGGUGUUUGGAAUGUGGCCAUACUAGCAUGCCAAUGGGGCUUCCUGCAAGAAAUGAAGGAUAGGGUAGGGGGUCAGGUGCAGCAGGUCAGUUUGGGAUUGGGCCCUCCUAGCUUAGCAGUGGAGCUUCAUAAAGCUGCCGUCUAGCCUCCCCCUUUAGAUCAGUGAGAAUGAGUAAAGGCCAUACGGACACUCCUGACCCAAAUAUUCAUUUUGCAGGUCAGCAGCGUACUAAUAGUAUCUCCAGUGAGAAUAAGAGGAAAGUGACAUAGGAACGGGAGCCACUUUAGAAUACCGAGUUCUCCCCCAGUCAUUGGACGAUGCCUGGUACAACACUGCCAGAAACAGCCAAUCACAAACGACACGUCAGGCAUUCUGAGAAGGUCAUUGGUCGAGUAUCAGGAUUGAUGUAAAUGGAUACCUCUUAUACCUCAGGGGUGUUACAAUACAAGCCAGCACAAACAUGCCAUUCAAUACCAUGUGCCACACACAGAACAUGUCCAAUACUGCCAACUCCAACCUAGGUAACACGAUACUGAGGUCGUCGAAACAUUGGACACGUUCCAGGCCGACUACAUUGCAGUCGCGCUGCACACAGCAACAAAUGGUUCUGCGCCACGUCAUCGACUGAGCAUAUGCGGUUAGCUGACAUGUUAAACACUUAUCCAGGCGUGGAGAUCCGGCAAGAGACUGCAAAGUAGUUGGUCUGGAACGCGGCCAAAGGCUGGAAUCACAAAACCAGUCCAAUACCAACAUCACAGCAACUCUGAUGUACAGAACUAUAUAUCCAGGAGUGUCAGAAAUGGCACCCUAUUCCUUACACAGUGCACUUACCUUUGACCAGAAACCUAUGCAGGCCCUGGUCAAAAGUAGUGUACUAUAUAGGGAAUAGGGUGCCAUUUCUGACAUAAACCAGGUCCAUAACCUCAGACUGAUAGACAGCUAGUCUUGCCUGUAUGUAUGUACGUAACGUUGUGACCCCCCCAUCUUGUCAUUUUGUACCGUUUGUUGCUUUUAAAUAAAAUAUGUAUCAUCUC
Molecule: messenger RNA, 2872 nt
Organism: Oncorhynchus nerka (sockeye salmon)
Lineage: Eukaryota; Metazoa; Chordata; Actinopteri; Salmoniformes; Salmonidae
Product: RING finger protein 122-like
Exons: 7
Coding region: 1063-1512 (149 amino acids)
Source: RefSeq, a predicted model, not a curated record